Molecule: messenger RNA, 2547 nt
Organism: Vespula pensylvanica (western yellowjacket)
Lineage: Eukaryota; Metazoa; Arthropoda; Insecta; Hymenoptera; Vespidae
Gene: Hsc70-5
Product: heat shock 70 kDa protein cognate 5
Exons: 12
Coding region: 116-2179 (687 amino acids)
Biological process (GO): protein refolding; cellular response to unfolded protein
Cellular component (GO): cytoplasm; mitochondrion
Molecular function (GO): ATP binding; ATP-dependent protein folding chaperone; heat shock protein binding
Source: RefSeq, a predicted model, not a curated record
UAGAGUGCGCAUCGCGAGUCUUUGUAGGAGUUGCAUCACUACACGUGAAGUUGGUCUUUGGAUUUCCGGUUCGUUUCUUCACCGAAAUUAGACUAAAUCGAAGGAAUAAACGAAAAUGUUGGCUGCUACAAGAUUGUUUAGCAGAAGCUGUAACGGCGUUGGCUGUGAUAUUGUCAGGAAACAGCAGUUCAGUACGAUAAUUAAAAAUGCUGCAGCUCCUGGAAUUGCCCUGCCUCAACGUUACACAGAUUUACAACAAUAUCGUUACAAAUCCGAAGGUGUCAAAGGAGCAGUUAUUGGUAUUGAUCUUGGUACAACAUUUUCUUGUGUAGCAGUAAUGGAAGGUAAACAGCCAAAGGUUAUUGAGAAUUCUGAAGGUUCACGAACAACGCCAUCUUAUAUUGCAUUCACCAAAGAUGGAGAACGUUUAGUGGGUAUGCCUGCCAAACGUCAAGCAGUUACAAACUCUUCUAAUACAUUUUAUGCAACUAAACGACUCAUUGGGAGAAAAUUCGAUGAUGCAGAAGUGAAAAAAGACAUGAAAACAGUGUCUUAUAAAAUCGUGAAAGCAUCUAAUGGAGAUGCAUGGGUACAAGGAGGAGAUGGAAAGAUGUACUCCCCUAGUCAAAUUGGUGCUUUUGUACUUAUGAAAAUGAAAGAAACUGCAGAGGCUUAUCUUAGCACACCAGUUAAAAAUGCUGUCAUCACUGUGCCUGCGUAUUUCAAUGAUUCACAAAGACAGGCUACAAAGGAUGCAGGUCAAAUCGCUGGAUUAAAUGUGCUUAGAGUAAUCAAUGAGCCUACUGCAGCUGCACUUGCAUAUGGUAUGGAUAAAACAGAUGAUAAAAUUAUUGCAGUAUAUGACUUAGGUGGUGGUACUUUUGAUAUUUCGAUCUUAGAAAUUCAAAAAGGUGUUUUUGAAGUAAAAUCAACUAAUGGAGAUACAUUUUUGGGAGGUGAAGAUUUUGAUAAUGCAUUAGUUAAUUACUUGGCGACUGAAUUUAAAAAAGAUCAAGGUAUAGAUGUGGCCAAAGAUGCUAUGGCUAUGCAACGAUUAAAGGAAGCAGCUGAAAAAGCAAAAAUUGAAUUAUCAAGUUCUUUACAAACCGAUAUAAAUCUACCAUAUUUAACCAUGGAUUCAAGUGGACCUAAACACUUGAAUCUUAAACUUACAAGAAGCAAAUUUGAAAGCCUUGUAAAUGAUCUCAUUAAACGUACUGUACAACCAUGUCAAAAAGCUCUUUCUGACGCUGAAGUAUCAAAAUCUGACAUCGGUGAAGUACUUUUGGUUGGAGGGAUGACCAGGGUACCUAAGGUUCAACAAACAGUUCAAGAAAUAUUCGGUCGACAACCUUCGAAAGCUGUUAAUCCUGAUGAAGCUGUAGCUGUUGGAGCUGGUGUUCAGGGUGGUGUACUUGCUGGAGAUGUUACUGAUGUUCUUCUUCUCGAUGUUACGCCUCUUUCAUUGGGUAUCGAAACACUUGGGGGCGUUUUCACAAAAUUAAUAUCGCGGAACACAACUAUUCCUACGAAAAAAAGUCAAGUAUUUUCCACAGCAGCAGAUGGUCAAACUCAAGUAGAAAUUAAGGUUCAUCAAGGCGAACGAGAAAUGGCUUCUGACAACAAACUUUUAGGGCAAUUCACAUUAGUGGGAAUACCUCCCGCUCCGAGAGGAGUUCCACAAAUUGAAGUAACGUUUGAUAUUGAUGCGAAUGGUAUCGUUCAUGUAUCUGCUAGAGAUAAGGGCACUGGCAAGGAACAACAAAUUGUAAUUCAGUCCAGUGGUGGUCUCAGCAAAGACGAAAUUGAAAACAUGGUAAAGAAUGCGGAACAAUAUGCUAAAGCAGAUAAGAUAAAAAAAGAUAGAGUAGAAGCUGUUAAUCAAGCCGAAGGAAUUAUACACGAUACGGAAUCUAAAUUAGAAGAAUUCAAGGCACAACUUCCACAAGAAGAGUGCGAUAAGCUGAAAGAAUUGGUUGCCAAGACGAGAGACACAUUAGCCAAAAAAGAUGAUAUGGAUCCUGAGGACAUUAAGAAGCAAACCAAUGAAUUGCAACAAGCAAGUUUGAAAUUGUUCGAAAUGGCAUAUAAAAAAAUGGCGGCAGAAAGAGAAAGCAGCAGCGGUAGUAGUAACCAAAGUCAACAAGAACCUCAAGAGAAGAAAGAGGAGAAAAACUAAUGUUAAAAUGAAUUCUCCGAUCGCUGGAUCGUACGUAAAUCCAUUAACUCCAUUUCCGAUGGAAAGAACGAUCAUAGUGGCCGAACCAUAAAGUGCAUAACCAGCAGCAACUACAUUUCGGCCUGACUGAAGAGCGUUAGAAACAUUGGAACUAUUGACCUUAUCCAAUUUUUUGUAAAUUCCAAAUAUUGAUCCGACUGACACUAAACAAUCGAUAUUCGAGGAACCAUCCAAAGGGUCGAAGCACACGAUGUAUUUACCCUGUUUUUCUGUUUCCACCUCGAUCAUAUUUUUAUUUUCUUCACUGACGAGGAGACAAGUUGUGAACGAAGACAUUAACAUGUUAAUAAAGAGUUCGUUACUUAAAA